GGAGCGGAUGCAGCUACCCAGAGCUGCGGGAGCUGAGCCAUGAGCUGGAUCUGCCCGCGUUGCCAGCAACCCGUUUUCUUUGCUGAGAAGGUGAGCUCCCUGGGCAAGAACUGGCACCGCUUCUGCCUGAAAUGUGAGCGCUGCCACAGCGUCCUGUCCCCCGGCGGACAUGCAGAGCACAACGGGAGGCCAUAUUGCCACAAGCCAUGCUACGGGGCUCUCUUUGGACCCAGGGGGGUGAACAUUGGUGGUGUGGGUGCCUACCUGUACAACCCUCCAACUCCUACCCCUGCCAGCACCACACCCCUCAGCCCCAACAGCUUCAGCCCUCCCAGGCCAAGGACUGGCCUCCCCCAAGGCAAGAAAAGCCCUCUCCACAUGAGGACAUUCACUGGGGAGACCUCACUGUGCCCUGGCUGUGGGGAGCCCGUCUAUUUUGCUGAGAAGGUAAUGUCUUUGGGCAGAAAUUGGCACCGACCCUGUCUGAGGUGCCAGCGUUGCCGCAAGACCCUGACUGCUGGGAGUCAUGCUGAGCAUGAUGGAGUCCCCUACUGCCACAUCCCCUGCUACGGCUACCUGUUUGGCCCCAAAGGUGUGAACAUUGGUGAUGUGGGCUGCUACAUCUAUGACCCAGUGGAGAUAAAAUCCAAAUGAGAUGCUCACAGGAGAGUUCACCCUAACUCAGGCCUCCCAUCAUCCCUUCCGUGGUCCAGUGGGAGCUGCAAAAUUCUCCAGUCUCAUGAAGAUGAGGGAAGAUGAGAUCCUGGGAACCUGGGCCUAGGCCCUGUGGUAGGCCAGAAAGUCUGGACUUUCUCUGCCAAUUCUUCCCUUUCCCAUUCCUAUCUGGUUAGGGGGCAUAGGCCACCCUAUUUUCAAUGGUGUCCUCCUGGCCUUCCCACCCCUUUCCCCGGCAAAUUCUGGAGCUUCAACGUACUCAUAAAACUUGUGUUUAUU
Messenger RNA from Lemur catta (Ring-tailed lemur), 954 nucleotides. It is a transcript of the gene CRIP3, whose product is annotated as cysteine rich protein 3. The coding region runs from base 40 to 654 and encodes 204 amino acids. Lineage: Eukaryota; Metazoa; Chordata; Mammalia; Primates; Lemuridae. The record is from RefSeq and is a predicted model, not a curated record. The transcript has 8 exons.